Vitrella brassicaformis is the source of this 3162-nucleotide messenger RNA. NCBI's taxonomy places the organism in Eukaryota, Vitrellaceae. The record is from the annotation of a GenBank genome assembly.
UGCUGCCCCCUUUGCAGUGCGGCUUUGGGCCCACGGCGGCCGAUGAUGAUGGCAGAUCUGGGUGGCGAAGUGUAAAAGAGGUAGUGAUGGCAGAACAUGCUCACGGAGGGUGUGGCGGGACGGCCCGGCUGUCGUGUCUGCAUCGCGAAGGACCUGCAGAGGAGCCUGCCGGGAAAGAAACCCAAACAGCAGGUGUGCAAUCUGGAUGGAAGAUAGACGAGCAGCUCCAUCCCACACAAGAUGACAUUUUGUUGCUUCAGAGGUUGUAGAUCUACCGGCGUCUGACCCACCUGCUGCACCGGCAGCGGCACCACAAGCACUGCCUGGGAUGCAGGCUGCACCGGCAGCGGCACCACAAGCACCGCCUGGGAUGCAGCAACAGGGUGAGCGGGGCAUAGGGCACCUCAUGUCAUUGGCAUCAUGUGCCGGUACUUCUUCUCCCGCAGCGGCUGGGGCGUCUAAUGGUGCACCGGACCAUCUGCAGCAUGAUGAGAGGAUGGAGGGAGGGCCCGUGCCGAAGGGCGACGGCGCUGCGGGCGAGGGAGUGGCCGACGCAUCUGGUGGCGGGGAGGAGGGUACUUUGAGCGAGGCCAACAACGCGUUGGCCAACCAGAGGCGGCCCCGCCCCUCACUCCUGGACAAGUGCCGCUCCAUUUUCCGCGGCAAAUGCGACGCCUCAUCCCGCAGGUACGACAGUGUCUUCGACGGCCUCGCCGAUGCGGCCACGUUCGAGGCCAACCCCGACAGUAUGUACAAGGAUGCCAUCACCGUCACUGUCGCAGUUCCCACCCCCGCCGGCCCUGUGAGAGUGAGGGAGGACGUGUGGCGCUUCGUCGGUGAGGGAGCUGCGGGUGAGUCUAGCGGCUCCCAGCCCGGCACCUGGUUGGGCUUCAACAGGCUGGGCAAGGCCAUCGCGGCAGCAAGGCAGCAGCAGCAGCAGCAGCAUCCUGACAGCCGACGGGACAGCGGAGCAGCCAGCGAGACCCCAUCAGCAGCAGCAGCACCGGCAUCAGCAGAGCCAGAGCCUCAGGCGCCGGUAACGGAGAAUCGUGGCGAGUCGGGCCGCCCCAGCUCCGUGUACGCGUCAGACGAGAAGAUGAUCGAAGACCUGAAGACCUACUUGAUGCACCGCAUCGACCCCGAGAAUCGAUGGUUCAGCACGGCCAUGCGGGGCCUGAGGCCCGAGCAUCUCACGUUCACCAAGCGGGAGUUGGGACCGGGGCAGGUGGGGGCCGUCACGGUGACGAUAGGCCCGUAUAUCGACCCCAAGAAGGCCGAUGGGAUGGUGCACAUCAAUGCCAACGUCUACCGGCGCGAGCACAACUGGAACUUGGGCACCAUCGUGACAAAAUUACUGCGCGCCCGCGACAAUGUGAGUUAGCGCGAGGGAGGGCUGGGGGGAGAGGGCAAUGGGGUGAUGAGAUGUGUGUGUUGUGUGUGUUGUGUGUGUUGUGUGUGCAGGGUUGGCAGCUGGUCGGUACCACCGACGACGAUAGUAGCAAGGAGUCCCUCGUGGCGCGGCUGACGCCGUCUGACCACCAGCGGCUGAGACCCAGCUACAAUGUCAAGUCCUCCCGCGACCGAUCGAAUCCACCAUCACGCAGCGGCCCUGCCACCCUCACCCCUGCUGAACAGGUACACACAACAUACACCGGACUACCGCCCUUCCAAAGCCACCCCGCCUUUUUCUGCAUAUCCAGGAAGCAUCUGCUCUGGGCGUCUUCCUCAACAAAUGCGACCCGAUGUCGCGGACUUACGAUGCGGCCUUCCAGGGCCUUGAGUCCCUCGUUCUUGUCACCCACGACCCCAGCAGUCGCCACCAGCAGGCCGUCGACGUGUCCGUCGGGCCGUUCGACAGCCAGCUCGGUCCCCUUCGCCUGAGGGGCAAGAUGUUUCGCAACCCUUACUGUGGCGGCAGAUCCCAGGCCGCCAAGAAGUCCCUCUGGGAGAUGGGCAGCGUGACGGUGUUGCUCAGGCGCCUCAAGGCAGAGGGGGCAGAUGCCUGCAGCAGGGACGCCAGGAUAGACAGCGAGGGCGAGGUCGUCCUCGACGCCAUCGGUGGCGACAGCGCGUCGGCUGCCGACCGCCGUGAGACUUCCAACGACUCCAGCCAGCUCCUGGCGGACCGCAUGGUGGCCAAGAAGGGCAGCGGGUCGGGGCGGGCGAAGAACCAUGAAGGGCCACCAGACGCGAUGGAUGAAGGAUGGUCGGAGAGCUCCUCCCCCUCCCCACCCCCCUCGCCCAAACGCCCGAAGCGGAGGCAGGCCCGGCAGCAGCAGAGGGGCAAGAGGGCAGCGGAUGGGCCACCCGGGGGACAGGCAGUAGUCAAGCGGCAGCUGUGCACCCAUGCCGGUACUGUACGUGACAAAGGAAUGGGAAUGAACCGCUUCACACCACCGUACGUAUCUUUCUGGCCAGGUGUGUCUGGCCCCAUAGCUGAGGAUGGCGACGCCAUGCAGGGCGUGCGACGGCCUCUGGCACAGCUGAGUCUGCGUGAGGUGGCCGCCAUCUUUGCCCGCCACCCGCUAGAAGAGCUGCGCAGCCUCGCACCAACAGUAAAGAAGGUGUGUAGGGAUAUGACGGAGAGGAGAGACAUCACCUGUGUGUGCACGUCUCUGCAGCAUUUGUUGUCUGGGGACACGCUGGCGCACAUCGCCAGUCUGACGACGCUAGAGCUGAAGACGGCGCUGGAGAUACAGGCCUAUGGACAGGUGGGGGGCAUCAUGGAUGUGUGUGUGUGUCCAGUUGAGUCGGCGAGACACACUCCGUCGUGCAUGCGUGUGGAUGGCUGCGAUGCAGGCUGUGCAGUUGAAGAGGUGGAUCGAUCAGGCGCUGGCAGAUGGGGUGACAACACAGACACACGCAUGACAGACAAGGCAGCGUCAUGUUCGCUGGGUGCUUUGGUUGUAGGUGGAGGUGCCCUCUGUGCAGUCGAGCCCCAACGCGACCCCAUCUGGCACUGCCAGCGUCACAUGAGUCAUAUCGCCAGCCUAGCCUGUCACAGGCUGGCGCACCUAGAUAGCAGCGAUGAAUAGACGGGAUACCGAGGGUGGAUGCUGUCCAUGUGUGUGUGUGAGGAUGGGGGGCCAGUGGAUGGGGGGUGGGUGGUGGCAGACCGGGUGACAGCAGGCGACGGCAUAGCGAUGUAUGCGACUGACCAGG